ACCACCCUUGUCUCUUCCUCAUCCCAAGCUCACCACACCACACACGCCGAUCACAAAGCACACUUGCAAAAGUUGCACUGCUCGAGCCCUCGUGUCGAGUCAUACACUUGAUAUUUGUUAGUGCAGUUAGGAACUGGUAAUCUUCCAGACAUGGCGAGUCCUCGUGGUCUGGCGGGGCUCCUCUGCUUCGCCCUCGCGGCCGCGGCGGCGAGCGCGGCGCAGUACCGGGUCGGCGAGCAGCGGGGGUGGAGCGUGCCGGCGGCCGGCGCCGAGCCGCUCAACACGUGGUCGUCGCGGAUGCGGUUCAUCAUCGGCGACCAGCUCCUGUUCGUGUACCCCAAGGACACGGACUCGGUGCUGCUGGUGGACCAGGCGGCGUACAACGCGUGCAACACCACGACCUACGUGAGCAAGUUCCAGGGCGGCAGCACCGUCUUCACGCUCGACCGCUCCGGCCCCUUCUUCUUCAUCAGCGGCAACGAGGCCAGCUGCAAGGCGGAGCAGAAGCUCAUCGUCGUCGUGCUCUCCGUCGACCACACCCCGCCGGGCCUCCUGCCGCCGCCCCCUCCUCCCUCCAUGCCACCGUCGUCCGCGCCGCCCAUGCCCAGCCCGAUGUCGCCGCCUUCCAUGACGCCGCCGUCCGCCGCGCCCAUGCCCAGCCCGAUGUCGCCUCCUUCCAUGACGCCGCCGUCCGCCGCGCCCAUGCCCAGUCCGAUGUUGCCUCCUUCCAUGACACCGCCGUCCGCCGCGCCGAUGCCCAGCCCGGUGUCGCCGCCUUCCAUGACACCGCCGUCGGCCGCGCCGAUGCCCAGCCCGGUGUCGCCGCCUUCCAUGACACCGCCGUCCGCCGCGCCGAUGCCCAGCCCGAUGGCUCCUCCUUCCAUGACACCACCAUCCGCCGCGCCGAUGCCGAGCCCGAUGUCUCCCCCUUCCAUGACACCGCCGUCCGGCGCACCGAUGCCCAGCCCGUUGUCUCCGACAGCUGCUCCCGGGGCAACCCCGGACUCGCCACCGGCGACGACGAGUCCAGCUCCGUCGCCGGGUACACCUGGAGGCGGAUCAUCGCCGGGCACCCCUGGAUCCGACACGAGCAGCCCGCCGGCGCCGGCCGCCGACGGGGCGAACUCGACCACGCCGGGAAGCGCGGCUGCUCCGGUAACGGCAGGCCUGAUCGGCACGCUUGCAGCAGGCAUCGGCUACGCCAUGCUCGCUAUCUGAGUGCUCUUUCCUUUUGUAUAGUGUGUAAAUUGCGAGAUGCCCACUCAUACUCUGCAGAGGAUUUACCUUUGUACGUAUUUGUUUUCCGAUGGUGAAAUUAUAAUAAAGAGAUACGUUUGAGCA
Aegilops tauschii subsp. strangulata is the source of this 1341-nucleotide messenger RNA. RefSeq lists its product as uncharacterized. Gene Ontology annotation, molecular function: electron transfer activity. The record is from RefSeq and is a predicted model, not a curated record. NCBI's taxonomy places the organism in Eukaryota, Viridiplantae, Streptophyta, Magnoliopsida, Poales, Poaceae. Gene Ontology annotation, cellular component: plasma membrane.